Messenger RNA from Otolemur garnettii (small-eared galago), 3678 nucleotides. It is a transcript of the gene TSTD2, whose product is annotated as thiosulfate sulfurtransferase like domain containing 2. Lineage: Eukaryota; Metazoa; Chordata; Mammalia; Primates; Galagidae. The transcript has 11 exons. The record is from RefSeq and is a predicted model, not a curated record. Bases 308 to 1831 code for a protein of 507 amino acids.
GCGGGGCUGUAGGUCCGAGAGCUGUGAGCCGUGCUAGGCGGAGACAGCUCAGGGAAGAAAGACCUAAGCAAAGGACCAGGACUGCCGGAGUAUAGUAUUUGUUAACAUUUAGCGCCUCCUAUGUGCCAGACGGUGUUUCUACAUCCUGAGUAUGCAGAGGUGAACAAAGAAAAACGCCUGUUCUCUUGGAGUUGGUUUUAUAAUGUCCUAUUCAGGAAUGGCCACCAACAGUGCAAUCAAAGGGAGAGCAGGAGAAGGAGGUACAUAACUGAGAAGAAUCUCUGUGCCACUAUUGUGAUCAGACCAGAUGCCUUCUUCUAAUUCACCAGACCAAGGAGAUGACCUAGAGGCCUGUAUUUUAAGAUUUUCUGACCUGGAUUUAAAAGAUAAAAGUCUUAUUAAUCCCAAUAGCUGUCUCAAAGCAGAGUUAGAUGGCGGUACAAAGAAGAAAUACUCAUUUGCAAAGAAAAAGGCCUUUGCCCUUUUCGUCAAAACCAAAGAAGUUCCAGCACAAAGGAGUUUUGAAUGUAAAGAGAAAUGGUGGCAAUGCUGUCAGCAACUAUUCACAGACCAGACCGGCAUCCAUAGACAUGUGGCAACACAACAUGCUGAUAAAGUUGACCAACAGACUGCUUCUAUUUUAAAGCAGCUGGCUGCAGCAUUGAGUACCUCAAAGAGUCUUAUGUCUGCAGACCAAAAAAACCCUCUAAAAGAGUGCCUUACACUUAGCCAUGAAGUGUCUGCUUGGCUUCCAGAUCUAAGCUGCUUUAGCGCUGAUGAGCUGACAAGUGGCCAGGGCAGUGAUGAAGGGGAAGUGCUACUGUAUUACUGCUACUGUGACCUGGAGGAUCCCUACUGGACAUGUGCCUGGCAGACAGCUCUGUGUCAGCACCUGCACCUCACAGGCAAGGUUCGAGUUGCUAUGGAGGGAAUCAAUGGGACAGUUGGUGGAAGCAAACUGGCUACCAGACUCUACGUGGAAGUCAUGCUUUCUUGCCCAUUGUUUAAGGAUUAUCUGUGUAAGGACGAUUUUAAGACCAGCAAAGGAGGAGCUCACUGUUUUCCAGAAUUGCGUGUUGGUGUAUUUGAAGAAAUCGUUCCCAUGGGGAUCAGCCCUAGUAAGAUCUCCUACAAGAAGACUGGAAUUCAUUUAUCCCCAGGUGAAUUUCAUAAAGAAGUAGAAAAGUUUUUAUCUCAGGCAAAUCAAGAAAAAAGGGAUACUAUCCUUCUGGAUUGCAGAAACUUCUAUGAAAGCAAAAUAGGACGAUUCCAGGGCUGCUUAGCCCCAGACAUCAGGAAAUUCAGUUAUUUUCCUAGCUACAUUGACAAAAAUCUAGAACUUUUCAGAGAGAAGACGGUGCUGAUGUACUGCACUGGGGGCAUUCGUUGUGAGCGGGGUUCAGCCUACAUCAAAGCCAAGGGAGUGUGCAAGGAAGUGUUCCAGCUCAAGGGUGGCAUCCACAAGUACCUGGAAGAGUUUCCUAAUGGUUUUUACAAAGGAAAGUUGUUUGUUUUUGAUGAGCGUUAUGCCCUGUCCUACAACAGUGAUGUGGUGUCAGAAUGUUCAUACUGUGGAACCCAGUGGGACCAGUACAAUCUCUGCUCAACUCCCCAAUGCCGCCAACUCGUUUUGACGUGCCCUGCCUGUCAAGAACGAGGAUUCACAGCCUGCUGUGUCACAUGUCAAGACAAAGGGAGCAUAAAGGCUUCAGGACUUCCCCAGGACAGCUUUAAAGAGGAAUGUGAAUGUACCGCCCGACGGGCACGCAUACCUACAGAGCUCUCCCAGCAGCUGUGCCUCCCUGUGAGCCCAGAGCCAGGGCCCUGUUAGUGAGGAUGGGCCAUGGCUUGUAUGAGCAGCACAUUCAGCCUUCCUCACGCCUUCAAUAAAAGUAGAUUUGUGGUGACUACGUUUAGAAAAACAUCAAGGCUGCAGAACAAAGAGAUCAGAACUUUCAUGCUGGCCUGAGCCACCACCGUAGCAUAGUGGUGACCAUAUCGACGACCUGCACUACACAGAGGGAAGGGAGAGGGAGUCAGAUGAUGAUCACUUACCUGAAGCAUUCUGAUUAAGAAGGUGCUAGAGCACAGAAAAACGUAAGCUGUAUGGGGCCACAGAAAGGAUAUGGGCAUAAAACCUUCGGCCUAGUGACCAGGACAGCCCUUUCUCUGCCAUGCAGCAAGCUGUUAGUAGUCCUUAUCAGCAAACCUGUCUUUCCUGGUGGCAUACAUGUGAAAGCUGUGGCCCUGGAGUGCACUUGUAAACCAGGCCACCUCAGUCACCCUUCACCCCUACCUCUGUCUCUUCUCUGACAGCCUGACAGAUCUGCCAGCUGUGGCAUUUGGCCUGCCUUCUGCUUUGUAGAUAGGAGUCAUCCCUUGGUAUGCAUAGGGGAUGGUUCCAGGAUGCCCGAGUAUUGUAUACCAAAAUCCUAGUAGACCCCUGUACUGCCCACAGUCGGCUUUCGGAACUUGAAUAUGCAAAAAGUCAGCCAUCAGAAUACCCAGGUUUUACAUCCUGCAAAUACUGUAUUUUCAAUCUGUUCAGUUGAAAAAUCCACAGAUAAAUGGACCCACAUAGUUGAAACCUAUAUUGUUUCAGGAUCAGCUGUACAGUUUAUUGGAACAGCCAUCCCCAUUCCUUUACAUAGGAUCUAUGGCUGAAUUGAGUACUUGGAACAGAGACCAUGUGGCCUGCAAAAUCUGAAGUAGUUACUAUGUGGCCCUUUACAGGAAAGUUGGCCAACCCCUGGUCUAGAUCAGCAGCUUAUUGAUGGGGAUAGCCUUAAAGAUGUGGCUCCUCUUCAUUUUUUAUUGAUUUGGUUUCUAUGAGAGAUUUCCCCUAAUAGCCCUGCUUUCCCUAACACUCACUCUAGCUUUUAAUUUUUCUCUUUGUGAGAUUCAAAUAAGCUCAAUGAUACUGACAUUUGGGGUAGCAUUUUUAGAUCAUCUGGGAUAUAAGAAGACACAUUCUUAGUGAGGUCAUUCAGCAUUGCCACGGCGGCUGCCCAGCCUUUUGGCAAGUGUCACAGGUCCUGAGAAACACAUACAAAGCCAUACAUAGACCAACAAAUUUAUUAUUACAUUGCAGUUUCCAGUGAUGCAGAAUGCAGCUGCAGUUGUGUUUCAAAGAGAAGCUGAGUGGGGAUGGUCAUCCCUGCAGCAUGGUGCCACUCCCGGGCCCCUCUGCAGCCUCAGUAGACACUCUUCUACAGUGGUGAGGCCCUGGCUCCUCUAGUUCCCCUGUACUGUCCAUGUCACUGUGGUUCAGUGUGUAGGACUUUUCCUUUUUCAUCACAAGCCUCUCUGCUCAGUGCUCUGCAGCUCUUUGGCCUUGUCCUUUAUCAUAAGAUUUGCUGUAAUUCCUCAAAGCAACAAACAGAAACACUGGUUUAACUGGCACUAUGGUAUAUUAAAAGGCACAAGGGCACUGUGGCUUUUUGCUAGAUUCCAAGAGAUACAUAUGAUGUUAUAAAGGAAAUCUCAAAAUCACAUUUUCAGAAUAAUCAUCCUGGGGUGGUUUGGCUAGGAUUUCCUAAUUCUUUAACAUCUGGAUUUUCUUCACCAUUGUCCCACAGAGACUGAAUUUACAGCCCUAAGAUCGAUGGUGAUUUGUCUAAUAAGUGAUGAGACAGGUAGCUGAAGACAUGCUUGGUCAUGCUAAAUUCCAUAGCUAUG